CUGCUAUUAUUUCCAGAUAGCCUGAAAUAGUUAGCUAUCUACCCCGUCGGCACUUGCAAUAUUAUACGCCGCUCGCUGCGGAAUUGUGUCGCGCUUACUGUGGAUCAGGAGCCAAUACUGACGAGCAAGCUCCAAGGUGUUUUGCGUCAACGACUGCAGAAGGAGGAACGUCAGCCAGAAUCGAGCGGGGAUAGCAGCUUUGACGUUGCUGUAGGGCGGGCAAGGAGCUAGUACGAUGCAUUCAAAACUAGCGGUGCUGGGACUGCUUUCCCUUACUUUCAUCUCCUCCCUAGCACAAGCACAGAUGUACUUCUGCUUUGAGCAGUUCGACAGAGACUCAUGUGCCGGUGAUCUGCUAGGGAGAGUCUCCACCCCCUCGGAGUGUUGCUUCCUUCGUGACAGGGGUCUUGGUGGAGGUUCAUACGUAGCGGCUGGUGAUGAGCGAUGCAUAAACUGUAUGACUCUUACCGCUUGUCUUGUUAAGAAAAACUCCUUGUCUCCAGAUCCAUUGGGGCCAGUAGGAUCACCAGGACAACCAGGGGUAGUGAUCGGAGAACUAUUGCCAGGAGCUCCAGGACCUGCUGGUGACCCAGGAUCUAAUGGCAUUGAUGGUGAAGAUGGUUUAGAUGGACCACCAGGAUUACCAGGCGAUCCAGGUCCUCCUGGUUCAAUUGGACCGCAAGGCCCAGUGGGGCCACCUGGAGUCAUUGGGUUCCCUCAAGGUCCAAAGGGAGCAAUGGGGUACAUGGGAUAUCCUGGAGUACCUGGGAUUGUUGGAGUCAAAGGUCCCAAAGGUCCCGCCGGAGCUAAGGGAGAAGUUGGUCCAAAAGGUUUCAGUGGGCUGAAGGGGCCGCAGGGGAAGUCUGGAGCACCAGGUCCACGUGGUCAAUCUGGGGAGCAGGGAUUCCCUGGCCCUGUCGGAGAGAGGGGACCAAAGGGUCCUCCUGGACCUAUGGGAGUCCCAGGCCAAGCUGGGUCACAGGGGAACCUGGGAGAAUCAGGGAGACCCGGACCAGCUGGACUGACAGGGGAACCAGGCAGCAGUGGAGAACCAGGCGCUCAGGGUCCACCAGGAAUCCAGGGACCAGCUGGACACCCUGGACCAGCCGGGCAGCGUGGAGCACCUGGAAACAGUGGAGCAGUUGGUCCACCAGGUGUAACAGGACCAGUAGGCACUCUGGGAGCCCAGGGAGAGAGGGGACCUGAUGGACCUCAGGGUACACAGGGAAUGCAGGGAGACCCCGGAGAGCUGGGAGAGAGUGGUCCUGUCGGCCGCAAAGGACCACCUGGACCACCUGGAACAGAUGGGGAGCCAGGAGACAGAGGAUUAGACGGAGCCCAUGGCUCAGAUGGUAGCCUGGGAGACAAGGGUGCAGCUGGUCUCCUAGGAUCUGCAGGUCCCAGGGGAGAGAGGGGACCUCCAGGAAGACCAGGAGAACAGGGAAGACAAGGAGAUGAUGGUGCACCAGGUCUCAAUGGUGAGCAGGGUAACCCAGGUCAACCAGGAAGCAAGGCUGCCAAAGGAGCAGAUGGACAAAAGGGUGAGAGGGGAGUGAAAGGAGAGACGGGGCACCCAGGAGUGAAUGGACCAAAGGGACUGAGAGGUCCAGCUGGAGCAGCAGGAGCUGCGGGACCUGCCGGUGCUGGGGGAGCUCGAGGUAUUCCAGGUGCCAAUGGGCAGCCAGGACGAAGUGGAUUCACUGGAGAUCCCGGGGAGAAUGGAGAGCUUGGAGAUAUCGGACCCUCCGGGGCCAGUGGAGAGGACGGUGCACCGGGAGCAAGAGGAUUCCCAGGACGAAGGGGAUCACCUGGUUUCCCCGGCUCAACUGGAGAUCCUGGAGAAGAUGGUGCUGUUGGUCCAGCCGGUCAGAAAGGUCCUCCUGGGUUCCCAGGACCUCAAGGCUCAGUGGGUGUGACAGGUUCUGCUGGUAACCCUGGGCCAGCUGGAUCCCCUGGUCCUGCUGGAGAUGAAGGAACACCUGGAAUCCCUGGCAGUGAUGGUCCCACAGGUCCACACGGUGCCAGAGGUCAGAAAGGUCAUGCAGGACUUCAGGGUGCCUCAGGAGAGCAAGGACCGCGAGGACCACCAGGACCCAGUGGACCAAAGGGACCAAACGGAGCGCACGGCAGAGAGGGAGCUCGUGGCGCAAAGGGAGCUCUUGGGCCACAAGGUGCUGUGGGUGAACCAGGAGAUGCAGGUCAGAAGGGAGAAGCAGGGAUAGCGGGCAAGUCAGGUCGCAGGGGAGCAGACGGGCAGCCUGGUGAGGUGGGAGAUCCUGGACCUGCUGGAGCUAAGGGACAGAGAGGACCAGCAGGUCCAAAGGGGGAAGUUGGACUAACAGGACAGCUCGGCCCAUCAGGUCCUCCUGGAUUCAGAGGAACCAAAGGCAUGCAGGGACAAGCUGGCCUCUUUGGACCACAGGGUGAGCGUGGACCUCCCGGUUCGCCAGGCAGACCAGGGUCCCAGGGAAGGAAGGGAGCAGUAGGACAGGUGGGAGAGAAUGGUCCAGAGGGAGACAUUGGACCCAGUGGUCCCAUCGGACAGGCUGGACCUCCAGGACCUCCUGGUGGACCUGGACAGAGGGGUGAUAUUGGACCUACUGGAGAGCCAGGACCAAUUGGUUCUCCAGGAGGGAAGGGACCAGGAGGAUUCCUUGGUCCCAAGGGAGAGAACGGACGACGUGGAGAACAAGGAUCAGCGGGAGCACCAGGGCCGGCAGGAACUCCAGGAGUCCAGGGAAUCAAGGGAGAGAAGGGUUCUCAUGGAGCCACUGGAGCAUCUGGACCAGUCGGUCCUCCUGGUGCGGUCGGAGGUCAGGGUAUGAGGGGAGACAAGGGACCAGUUGGAGCACCGGGUGAGAGGGAGAUGUUGGGAACCCAGGAAGGGCGGGUAAUGUGGGUCCAAAGGGCCCACCAGGAGCCAGGGGCCCAAGUGGAGGUCGUGGUCCAAAUGGCCCCAAUGGAAUCGACGGAAGAGACGGCAAUCCUGGUGAUCCCGGUACCGAUGGUCCUCAGGUUAAACUUUGGUAUAGGCUCUACAGUAUCUGUUUUUUUACUCUAUCAAUGGCAGGGUCUCCCUGGUGGACCUGGUAGUCCUGGUCCAGCUGGAGCCAAGGGAGCCACGGGGCUUCACGGCCCUGAUGGCACACCCGGUGACGAGGGUUCAAAGGGCAGUGUGGGAGCGCCAGGAGAGAGAGGCAGUCAGGGUAUGCAGGGAGAGUCUGGUGAUGCUGGUGCACCGGGGAUGUUCGGUGCCCUUGGUGAAGAUGGUAACGACGGACCAGAUGGUGAUGAAGGAGCUCCAGGUACCACUGGACCAGCAGGAACAACAGGACCACCGGGUGAUAAAGGACCACCUGGAGUAGUGGGUGUGCCUGGAAAAGAUGGAGCACCUGGACCUGCUGGACCUUCUGGACAGAGGGGACCACCUGGGCCUCAGGGAAUGGAUGGUGAUGUAGGACUGUCUGGUCCAGCAGGACCACCAGGAGACACUGGUCCCUCAGGCCAGACAGGGCCCUCUGGAGAUGAGGGAGAGUCUGGUCUCCCUGGAGAAGUGGGAGAGAAAGGGGAAAAGGGAGAGCAGGGAAUAGCUGGUCCUCCUGGAACUCAGGGAGCAAAAGGUAUCCCAGGAAUGCCUGGACCUGUUGGUGUCCAAGGACCAGAUGUGAGUAACUUUUUCUUUCUGCUUGUGUGUAUACUUGUCGAAUAUUACGGUAUGUGUACAGGGAAAGAAGGGACUGCCUGGCAUAGCUGGAGGAGAUGGAUAGAUGGAUCUGAAGGACCAGAGGGACCUCAGGGACCCAGAGGACCGAAAGGACCAACUGGAAUGCAAGGUGACAUGGGUCCCCCAGGUCCCCCUGGUCCUCCAGGAUUGGAGGAACCAGAGUCCAAGACUGCUGGACCCCCAGUGAGACAGUUCUACUCUACCCAGCUGGAGCAGGAUCUCACUCAGAUUGAUGUUCCCUCAGACUUUGACGCAGAGGUGGUAGGAGCGGCCAUGAUCAAGGACCUGGAGAAGAUGCUGGCUCCUCUGGGGACCCGUGAGAACCCGGCCAUCUCUUGCCUCGACAUUUCUCUCUGUCAUGGAGACCAGUUCAGUGCCGGGCACUACUGGAUUGAUCCAAACGAGGGCUCACCAAAGGAUGCCAUCAGGGUGUUUUGCAAGGGACCAGAGACCUGCUUGACACCUCGUAAACAGAGCAACAGUCAGUUUGUGUACCCAGAGGGGGUAGUUCCACUGCGUCUCCUGCGUCUAAGGCACAGCCAUGUCAGACAGAACAUCACCUACACCUGUGACAGUGGAGCCAAUGGGUUCAUGGAGAUGAAACUGCAGGGAGUCAAUGGCGGCACUCUCAGUUAUGGAGACAAGACAAUCAGAAUGGUCUCACUGCCCGGUGAAUGUCCAGUGGUUCUGGAGGUAACUCAGGAAGACAUCAGCAACAGAGAGAGCAGUGUUGCCAUUCUACCAGUGAGAGGGAUAUCGGUGGACUCAGAUCAGAGAGCAGAGGCUUUCAACGCUGGUCCAGUCUGUUUCUCUUAAAGUUACUUCCAAAUCAAUAGCAACAUCUGGGCUCAGUGCAGAUGCAAUGAGCUAUAAUUAUUGGCCAGCUCUUUGUGACUGCCAACACAUACAUUUUAGUUAUUUGUAUUUCACAGUAAUGAUUGGUUUUUUG
Geodia barretti is the source of this 4673-nucleotide messenger RNA. NCBI's taxonomy places the organism in Eukaryota, Metazoa, Porifera, Demospongiae, Tetractinellida, Geodiidae. The record is from the annotation of a GenBank genome assembly.